AUGUCGUGGCUUUUGGGCUCUUCGCCAUCUACUGAACAAUCCGAAGUCAACCAGACAAACGCCUUUAUCACGCUGCCUGCGUUCACCGACGCUGCUCGUCUUCACCCUCAGGCUGGUUUGGACAGGGGAGUGGAAUUCCUUGACCUUGACGAUGACCGUCUUUCUGAUUUGGAGGGUGCUCAGGGUGUGAUUGCGUCGAGAGACUGGAAGGAUGACCUUUGUUACGGUACUGGUACGGUGUACUUGCUUGGUCUUGGUGUGGGUGGAGCUUUUGGUCUCCAGGAAGGUUUGUCCAAGAUGCCUGCUGACUCGCCGCCAAAGUUGAAGCUCAACACUGUUUUGAAUCACAUCACCAAGCGUGGUCCGUUCUUGGGUAACACUGCUGGCUGUCUUGCCAUCACUUAUAACAUUGUGGAUGCCAUUAUUGACCACUGGAGAGGUAAACACGACGAUUUCAACUCGUUGGCCUCGGGCGCCAUCUCUGGUGCUUUGUUUAGGCUGGCUGCCGGAAUCAAGCCUGCUGCCUACUCGGCUGCCAUGAUGACCGGUGCCGCUGGCGCCUGGUGUGCUUUGAGAAGAGCUUUGCAAUAG
Candidozyma haemuli is the source of this 591-nucleotide messenger RNA. RefSeq names its product protein transporter (gene TIM23). Gene Ontology annotation, cellular component: TIM23 mitochondrial import inner membrane translocase complex; mitochondrial inner membrane. Gene Ontology annotation, biological process: protein import into mitochondrial matrix. The record is from RefSeq and is a predicted model, not a curated record. Gene Ontology annotation, molecular function: transmembrane protein transporter activity. The transcript has a single exon. NCBI's taxonomy places the organism in Eukaryota, Fungi, Ascomycota, Pichiomycetes, Serinales, Metschnikowiaceae. Bases 1 to 591 code for a protein of 196 amino acids.